Messenger RNA from Platichthys flesus (European flounder), 1338 nucleotides. RefSeq names its product Receptor expression-enhancing protein 6-like. The transcript is spliced from 6 exons. Lineage: Eukaryota; Metazoa; Chordata; Actinopteri; Pleuronectiformes; Pleuronectidae. The record is from RefSeq and is a predicted model, not a curated record. Bases 148 to 693 code for a protein of 181 amino acids.
UUUACUCAGCGCAGCUGCGUGAUUGGUCAGCGGGUGGUUUUCUGACUCCUCCCCUCACCGUCAGUCAGUCAUUCUGCAGCCGUUGGUCCAGAGAGCGGAGCGAUUUUCUGGCGAAGCAGCGAGAGAAGGAAUCUGCCAGGCCCCACGAUGAGUCAGUUGAAGGAGCGUUUCGUGGCUGUGCUCCACGAGAAGAACUUUGUCACCGAUCUGCUGGCGACGCUUGAGCAGAAGACCGGGGUGAAGAGGGAAUACAUCAGCCUGGGUGCUCUGAGUUUCCUCGGGCUCUACCUCCUGUUUGGACAUGGAGCAUCGCUGCUCUGCAACCUGAUUGGCUUCCUCUAUCCAGCAUAUUUCUCCAUCAAGGCCAUCGAGAGCAAUGUGAAGGAGGAUGACACCCAGUGGCUGACCUACUGGGUCGUCUAUGGGCUCUUCAGCAUCGUUGAGGCCUUCUCUGACAUCUUCCUCUCCUGGUUCCCCUUUUACUAUGCUAGCAAGUGUUUGUUCCUGGUGUGGUGUAUGGCCCCAGUGACGUGGAACGGUUCCGAAAUCAUGUACAAGCGCCUGAUCCGGCCGUUUUUCCUGAAACACCAAGUCGCGAUGGAAAACGUGGUGAGCGAUCUGACUGCAAAGGCCAAGACCAUCACGGACGCUGUAACAAGGGAGGGUGAGACAACCACCGUGUACAUCUGUUAACCAGGUCCUCAACGAAGACAAGAACCAUGACAAGAACCAGUGAGACACACCGGAGGGCUUUGUGUGUCUAUGUGCCUGUUUGUGUAGUUGACUGAGAGACUGUUUGUUUGUUCGCUCCCUUCCGUGACGAAUGAUGACCGUCCCUCUAUCUCUCUCCCCCCCUCAUCUGGUGAAAUGAAGCUUCACACUCAUCCAUGUCGCUUUACUGCCAUCGGCACUGCUAAGACAAUCAGUGAAACUGUGACAUUUUUACUAGAUAUUGUUUUCUUUCGUGUUGUGUGUCACUAAGUGGGAAGAUGUGGGUCGAUUGUGUACCAGCAGGUCUCAGCAACACUGGGGAUGUCAUCUUUAUCUUGUCCACUUGAGCCAUUUGAGACAGAGAACUGAUGCUGCUGACACUCUCACAGAAGGAGGUUGCCUUAAAAACAGCAUUUUCUAACAUUCUUAAAGUUUUACAUGUCGUCAGUGUCUGCGUUGCUCUUUUAAAAGCCUUAAUGUCCGAGUGCCAAGCAGAACUCAAAGUCUGCAUGAGCCUGUGUGAAGGUUCUCACUCUGUUUAACUGGAUGACUUCUUUCUUUUGAUAUGUCUUAAUUUAUCAUUUCAUGGUGUUGAAACAGUAAAACUGGAAAUCCUGUCAAACUAAA